Acanthamoeba castellanii str. Neff is the source of this 1290-nucleotide messenger RNA. Its product is annotated as protein kinase domain containing protein. The coding region runs from base 1 to 1290 and encodes 429 amino acids. The transcript has 5 exons. NCBI's taxonomy places the organism in Eukaryota, Discosea, Longamoebia, Acanthamoebidae. Gene Ontology annotation, molecular function: ATP binding; protein kinase activity. The record is from RefSeq and is a predicted model, not a curated record. Gene Ontology annotation, biological process: protein phosphorylation.
AUGUCAAGCUUCUCGAUCGCACCACCCACACGCAAUUUGCGAAUGAGGAGGAAUGGGCGACCGAUUGCCUGCGGCGCAAAUGCAAGAAGCUGGCCUUCAUCGCGUGGGACAAGAUCCACGCUUGGACGAGCGAUGAUCAGGACCUCGGAAGCCUCAACGAUCUGCGCCGCAUCUCGCCCCAUUCCGAAGACAAGUGAAUCAGCGCCUGCCAAAUCUCUCGGCCGGCGGCGAGUAGCAGCCAAGGAUCCCGAGCACGAACACAACGAGGCCUCGUUGGGGCUGGGAGAGGAGAGCGACGAAGAUGACGAGGGCGAGUGGCACACGCUGGAUCAAAUCAUGAAGGGCGAGGAGGAAGAAGUAGAUGUAGAUGCAGUCGAGGCGGGCGAGCAGGGGGAGGCGGAGGCGGGCGAGCUCGCCGCAGCCGGCGAUGCGGAGGUCACCAGCGAGGGGCACCAAGGGACCGAAACAACGGACGUCGUUGGCGGCGGCGUCGUGGAGGCCGGCAGCGACUGGGCGGCCAUCAACGGCAACGAGGUGAGGGUCUUUGGAAGGCCCUUCCUCGGCUUCGGGGCCUUCGCCACUGUGAAGCGCGGCGAGUGGAUGGGCAUUCCGGUCGCGAUCAAGUCCAUCAACAAACUGAAGAAGGGUCAGCCGGCGAGGCAUCCGCAUAUUGUGUCGCUCUACGGGGCGCUGGAGAGCGAGAGCCACAUAUUCAUUGUGAUGGAGCGGCUGCACAUCAACCUGUCUCAGGCCGUGGAGCGCUUCUCGCGUCGGCUCGUGCUCGAGCACUGCAAGCGGUGGGCCACCCAGAUCGCUAGCGCCAUGCAUUUCCUGCACUCGCGAGGCGUGAUCCACCGCGACCUGAAGCUCGGCAACAUCCUGCUGCUAACUCUGUGUGCCGUGCCAACAGUUGGCACAGCGGUGAAGGAGAGCGAGGCGGACAACAUACACGUGGGCACCACCGAGUACAUGGCCCCAGAAUUGCACGUGCGCAGCCCGCACAGCACGAAGAUGGACGUGUACUCGUUCGGCAUUCUGCUGUGGAAGCUGUUCAACCCCUACACCUACCCCUACCCCAAGCACGACCCUGUCAGCUACGGCGGCGGCAAGCGACACCGCCUUCACCUCCUCCGGGUGGUGCACGAGGGCGCCCGGCCGCAGAUGAGCAAGGCGUUCGUGCCGCCGGCGUGGCGCGAGCUCAUGGAAGACUGCUGGGCGGCCGACCCCAACGCGCGGCCCACGUUCGACGAGGUCGUGCGCCGGCUCAAGGACCUCCCGGCGCCCUCGUGA